GGAAAAAGAAAAAAAAGAGAACGGAAAUCCCUCCCUUUAAAGGAGGAAGAAGAAGAAGGGCCGGCAAGAAACCGGUGAAAACUUAGUUCCCCCUUCUUUCUUUCUUCUUAGUUUCUGCAAAUAAUUUCAACUUACUCAUUCCCUCUGGCUUUUUUAUUUUUAUUAUCGAUUAUCACCAAAUGGGAACGGAGGUUCUAUGUCCCCAGGACUUUUUAAUCGAAAGGUUCAGGGUAGGUGGCCCGGCGGUUUUCCCUCGCCGCAAGUCAUACUCCGCCGGCAAUCCUAAGCCAUGCCGGAAACCGGUUACCCGACCGGAACCUAGAAAGCGUUUUCCCACUCAAUCAGAGCCAUUGGUUUCAAGAAAGUUGAGCUCCGAUGAUUCAUCGAAAUCUUCCAAGAAUUUCGUCAUGGGACAGGUGACGAUCUUAAAGCGUGGAGAGCCUCUCGAUUCCAAAAGGAAAAAUGAAUCUUCUUUGAAGAACCAUCACAACGUAGCUUCUUCUUCUUCUUUUUCUUCAACUGCAAGUGUGGAUCUGAUCGUCUGUGGCACGGAGCGGUUGGGACCGGAUCCAGAAAUGGUCCCUAAGCAGAUCCGUAUCGCGGAUCUCAAAGCUAUUCUUUCUCCAGUGGCUGUCCGGUCUGAUGUGUACGCCGGAGCCGCCUUCUCUGUCUCCCCUUCUCCGAGUAGCCUGCCGUUGCCAUCGUUUUUUAAAAAGAAAGACGGUCUCACCAUCGUCGACGAUUCCGCCACCAAGGAUCUGAGACGUCUUCUCCGGCUUGAUUAGUUUUCUCUUUUACAAGAUUAAACAGUAUGGAUCUAGAUCGGGAUCUAAGGUCAAAAAGAGUUCUGCUUUUCACGGUUUCGCCUGAUAUCGUCGUCGUCUCAUAUUCAUCAGAUCUGUUCUCGUGGCUUAUUUUUUACUGCACACGGGAUGAAGAUCCGAAAUAUUGAGAUAGAAAGUAAUGGCAAAGCUGAGAUGGUAUGUCGGACCUAUCAUCUAUAUUAUCGAUAUGUAAAUCCAUGUAUAAAUGGGAAGAGAUGGAUGGAUCGAUUAAAGGGGAGAUUCCUCUUGAGUGGAGAAAAUCCUGAGGUUUCUUCUCUGGGAAUCUGUAAUAUCUUCUUGAAUUAGUUCUUGUGGGGGUUGAGUGUUGAAUGUGAAUCUUCUGCUCUGCUAUUAGGGUUUGUAACCUUCAUCUGUAAUAUAUAUAAAGAUGAGGGAGAUAAAAGACACGGAGAAAACUGGGAAUGGUUUGUUCUCAGUUUGUUCCCUCUA
This is a messenger RNA of Telopea speciosissima, 1274 nucleotides long. RefSeq lists its product as uncharacterized. The coding region runs from base 180 to 785 and encodes 201 amino acids. NCBI's taxonomy places the organism in Eukaryota, Viridiplantae, Streptophyta, Magnoliopsida, Proteales, Proteaceae. The record is from RefSeq and is a predicted model, not a curated record. The transcript has a single exon.